Strongylus vulgaris is the source of this 273-nucleotide messenger RNA. Lineage: Eukaryota; Metazoa; Nematoda; Chromadorea; Rhabditida; Strongylidae. The record is from the annotation of a GenBank genome assembly.
AUGUAUGGGCCCGGAAUGUACGGACCUAGACCUAUGGGUCCCAUGAUGGGGCCAAUGGGACCCAUGGGCAUGGGCAUGAGACCUAUGGGAAUGAUGGGACCGAUGGGAAUGAGACCUAUGGGCAUGAUGGGUCCAAUGGGAUACAGUAAGUUUACAGUAGUAAAUGCGGUACUUGAUUCAAUGGUGGCUGCUACGUUUUCAGAUCCAGUGAGAGGUGCGAUAAGAGGGGCAAUGGUUGGAUCAAUGAUCGGAGCCGCUACUGGAGGUCGCUAG